Prunus persica (peach) is the source of this 2122-nucleotide messenger RNA. RefSeq names its product branched-chain-amino-acid aminotransferase 2, chloroplastic. Gene Ontology annotation, biological process: branched-chain amino acid metabolic process. NCBI's taxonomy places the organism in Eukaryota, Viridiplantae, Streptophyta, Magnoliopsida, Rosales, Rosaceae. The record is from RefSeq and is a predicted model, not a curated record. Bases 732 to 1805 code for a protein of 357 amino acids. The transcript has 10 exons. Gene Ontology annotation, molecular function: branched-chain-amino-acid:2-oxoglutarate transaminase activity.
UUCAACCUGUCAAAAAGCAUAUAUAUAAAUAUCUCAACUGCCAGCAUGCUUCCAAUUUAUAUCCAAACAGUUCUGAUAAACUAAACGGCCUCAGGCCACACAGAAAGUCCUAGGGCAAUUCAUCAGAGCAACUAAUUCAAGAAUAUACAGCAGAACAAUUUGAUUUCAAAAGAAAAUUCUAUAAAAGAGGGAGAGUGUAGCGGAAUGUGGAAUCUGCCCGGUGGUGGCGCUCUGGUGCACAUCUAUUGUCUGGGGGCCCCAAACAUUCAAAAAUGUGAGUGGACAAAAAUAAAGGUUUAGAAAAUAGCAUAUGAACAUACUAACCCCACUGUAAAAAUAGUUAUGCAAAACUAAAUUAUCCUCUUAAUUAUAUUCGUACUGAAAUCAAUGCAUUCAUAUAUUUAUAUACGUAUAUGUCAAUCAUACUCAUGGUCGGUAAAACUCUCUUAAAAGCAUUGAAAUCAAUUUAAAACUACCACCUAGGUGCACCCCUUUAUUUCCGUCAAUUCCUGAUAUCCGUCAAUUCCUUAUAUGCUGUCAAUUCCUCAUGUCACAAUUUGUGACACAUUCUCGCAGGUCUCGAUAAUACAAGGUCAACCCGAGCCGUAAUCUCGAAGGAUUCAGGAGACCUUUAGUCAACCUGAUCCGCAUUCCUCUCUCCCACGGCACGCUAACUAAACCGAAGUUUCAGACGUUGUUCUGCAUUGAUUUCCAGACUAAAGUUUGCAGCUAUGCCUUCUCCUGGUUUGCAAACAAAUUCUGAUUCUAUCCAGAGUCAUGAUGCAGAUCAUGAAAAGUAUGCUGAUGUGAACUGGGAUGAACUUGAAUUUGGAUUAGUUCCAACUGAUUACAUGUACACCAUGAAGUGUUCCAAAGGAGAUGAGUUUUCACAAGGCCAUCUAACUCCCUAUGGAAACAUUGAGCUCAGCCCAUCUGCUGGAGUUUUGAAUUAUGGACAGGGCUUAUUCGAAGGCCUUAAGGCGAACAGGACAGAAGAUGGUCGGUUUCUGCUGUUUCGGCCUGAAGAGAAUGCUCUAAGAAUGAAGAUGGGAGCAGAGAGAAUGUGCAUGCCAUCUCCAUCUCCUUGGCAAUUCCUUGAUGCUGUAAAGCAAACAGUCCUUGCCAAUAAGCGUUGGGUACCCCCUACAGGGAAAGGAACACUGUAUCUUAGGCCGUUGCUCAUUGGAAGUGGAUCUGUUCUUGGCGUGGGGCCAGCGCCAGAAUACACAUUCCUAAUAUUUGCUUCUCCUGUAGGUAGUUAUCACAAGGGCCUGGCAGCACUCAACUUGUACGUUGAGGAUAAACUCCAUCGAGCUACUCCCGGUGGAACUGGAGGUGUCAAAUCCAUCACCAACUACUCACCUGUAUACCUAGCACAGAACCAAGCAAGGGCCAAAGGGUUCUCUGAUGUCUUGUUCCUGGAUUCUUUAACUGGAAAAAACAUUGAGGAGAUUACAGCAUGUAAUAUUUUCAUUCUGAAGGGUAAUGUUAUUUCAACUCCAACAAUACAUGGAACUGUUCUGCCCGGAAUUACUCGUAAAAGCAUCAUCGACAUUGCCCGUGAUUUUGGCUACCAGGUGGAGGAACGUGUUAUCCCAGUGGAGGAUUUGCUUGAAGCUGACGAAGCUUUCUGCACAGGAACUGCUGUGGUUGUGACCCCAAUUGGUGCUGUAACUUAUCAAGAUAAAAGGGUUGAAUACAAGACAGGAAAAGGAGCACUAUCUCAGAAACUGUAUGAAACGAUAACCGGAAUUCAAACAGGGCGUCUGGAAGACAAGAAGGGAUGGACCAUGGAGAUCAAUUGAGCCCCUCCUUGUGCCAAAUCCUACAAGUUUGCUCUCUUUUUUUGUUUUCUUCAGUUAAUUAGAUAGUAGUGUGUCAUUUGUUAGGGCUUUGCUCAUUGUUGUGGUAAUUCCAUCUUCCUUGGCCUCAAAACCCACAGAGGCAAACAAAGAUGCUCUACUUAAGAUGACUUAGAUGGUUAGGUUUCUAUGAGUUUUGAGAGACAAAUAUUUGUUUUGGCCUGUGCUCUUAUUCGAACGAAUAUCUGCAGAGUAGAGCUAUUUGAGGGAAAACACCACGGUUCAGAAUUCAGAUGAUGAGUAGUUUGAGGGUGAUGCAA